AUGAAUCUCGACAAACUAGACUCUGACUGGAGCAGAACGGGCACAGAGCGAACCACAGACCUGUAUCACAAAACUAAAGCAGCCGGAGACAUCAUUUGCAUAACCACGCCCAAACGCGCAAAGCCACGCCUACACGCGUCCAAACGCCUGGUGCUGCUUCCAGCGCCGCUACGCACAGACAUGGCGAGCGGCGCAGUCCCUCCGCGGCGCUACUCUGGGGUAGUUUGCGAGGCUCCCUUUGGCGUCGCGUCUCACCAUCGCACACCACGGCUGGGCUCGUUCGCAAGGUGCGUGUCACUGCCCUCCCCCUCCUCCUCUCUGGAUGCUCAGGCCCCCUCUCCCUCGGGGCCCUGGACCCGGACUGUGACCCCCCCACUCUCCCCGGACCCCCCCCCUCCGGACCGGGCCGAGGUGGGGGGGGGCGUUGCCAUGGUGACGUCGAGGGCCACGUCGUCCGGGGGGGCAGUCACUCCGCUGCACUACAAGCCCUUCAGCUCACACGCACACUACCAGCAGGUAAUGUGUGCCGUGCGUAAGCUCCAGGAGAGCGGCUUCUACUGGGGCGCGGUGAGCGGGCGGGAUGCGGGAGCGCUGCUUCGGUCCGAGCCCCCCGGCACCUUCCUGAUCCGCGACUCUUCAGACCACCACCACUUCUUUUCGCUGUCGGUGCAGACUUCUCGCGGCAUCAAGAACCUGCGCAUCCACAGCCAGGACGAGGGCUUCUUCCUGCAGCGCGACCCCCUGAGCGCGCAACACCCCCCGCGCUUCGACUGCGUGCUCAAGCUGGUGGCACACUACAUGGGCAAGAGCACAGCGGGGGCUGAGGGUGCGAUUCCCGGCAACGGCAGACACGUGUAUCUGAUCCACAGCGGGGGAGAGAAGGUACCGUUGGAGCUGAGGCGGCCGCUCUGUGCUGCCAUGUCGACCCUGCAGCACAUGUGCAGGAGAACUUUAAACGAGUCCAGGACCGAAGGCCAGGCGCAGAUACCGCACACGCUCAGAGACUUCAUGGAGGAGUACGACGCGCCCAUUUGA
Messenger RNA from Knipowitschia caucasica, 1035 nucleotides. The record is from the annotation of a GenBank genome assembly. Lineage: Eukaryota; Metazoa; Chordata; Actinopteri; Gobiiformes; Gobiidae.